Molecule: messenger RNA, 1431 nt
Organism: Sander lucioperca (pikeperch)
Lineage: Eukaryota; Metazoa; Chordata; Actinopteri; Perciformes; Percidae
Product: annexin A2-like
Exons: 13
Coding region: 192-1205 (337 amino acids)
Cellular component (GO): cytoplasm
Molecular function (GO): cytoskeletal protein binding; phospholipase inhibitor activity; calcium-dependent phospholipid binding
Source: RefSeq, a predicted model, not a curated record
AAUUAACUUUACCAAAGCUUUAAUACUUGAAGAUUCCAGUGGCUUCUUGUGGAAUAGGGUGGAGUCAUGAGUGCAUGGAAAGGGGAGGUGAAAAGGGAAGCCUUUUUCUGUCAGAAAAGUUGAACCUCCACACCCAUUCCACCUAAACAUCGCCUGGACAUAUCUCUGCAUCUCCACCUAGGACAGUCAAAAUGGCUAUGGUAUCAGAGUUUCUGGGACAGCUGUCUCUCAACAUCGGGGCCAAUGAACCCACAUACCCCACCGUGGUACCUGCUAUGGACUUUGACCCUGACAGAGAUGCUGCCAGAAUAGAGACUGCUAUCAAAACCAAAGGAGUAGAUGAACAGACCAUCAUUGACGUCCUAACAAAGCGGACCUACUCACAAAGGAGAGAAAUCGCUUUUGCAUAUGAAAAGAGGGCAAAGAAGGACAUGAUCUCAGCCCUGAAGGGAGCACUGUCUGGCUCUCUGGAAACAGUGAUCCUUGGAUUGAUGAAGAGCACACCGCAGUUCGAUGCCUCAGAGAUCAGAGGAUCUAUCAAGGGAGCAGGAACAGAUGAAGAAACGCUAAUUGAGGUUCUGUGCUCACGCAGCAAUGAUGAGCUGGUGGAGAUCAAGAAGGUCUACAAGGAGUUGUUCAAGAAGGAACUGGAGAAAGAUGUGGCAGGUGACACCUCUGGGAACUUUGCUAAGCUGCUCUUGGCUCUGGUGCAGACCAAGAGAGCAGAACCAACCGCUAUUAUAGACUAUGAAAAGAUCGAUGCAGAUGCCAGAGCACUCUUUGAGGCUGGGGUAAUGAUAAAAGGAACUGAUGUACCGACCUGGAUCUCCAUUAUGUCUGAGAGAAGCGUACCCCACCUACAGAAAGUGUUUCAGAGGUACAAGAGUUACAGCCCCUACGACAUGCAGGAGAGCAUUGUGAAGGAAGUUAAAGGAGACUUGCAAAAGUCCUUCCUGGUGCUAGUUAAGUGCUUUGAAAACAAACAGCUGUUCUUUGCCAACAAACUGAAUGAAGCCAUGAAGGGUAAAGGAGCCAAAGAGAAGAUAGUGACCAGAAUUAUUGUGUCACGCUGCGAGGUGGACCUGAAGAAGAUCUGUUCUCAAUACAAGACCAACUUUGGACAGUCUCUGCAAAAGACUAUUAUGGAACACACCAAGGGAGACUACCAGAAGGCGCUGCUCAGCCUGUGUGGACCAGAGGAGUAAAAAUGAAUCGUCAGUAUUAAAAGGUCCUCACUUUCCACCACUGAAAAGGUGGGCUUAUGAAUAUUACACUUGGAACAAGCUCUGCGCCAAAAGCCUACCCUACUUUUUCUGCAGACAUUUGAAUGCAACAUUCAACAAGAUGCAUUUAUCUUUUUGACACAUGAAGAAUCUGUACAACAGCUUACUUUUGUCAUACAAAAAUGGCAAUAAAGUUGCUUUGUCGGAG